Messenger RNA from Carassius gibelio (silver crucian carp), 1189 nucleotides. RefSeq names its product gastrula zinc finger protein XlCGF49.1-like. Bases 368 to 943 code for a protein of 191 amino acids. Gene Ontology annotation, biological process: regulation of transcription by RNA polymerase II. The record is from RefSeq and is a predicted model, not a curated record. Gene Ontology annotation, molecular function: DNA-binding transcription factor activity; RNA polymerase II cis-regulatory region sequence-specific DNA binding. Lineage: Eukaryota; Metazoa; Chordata; Actinopteri; Cypriniformes; Cyprinidae. The transcript is spliced from 2 exons.
GUUUCCAUCUCAGAAUAAGUCAAUUCAGACUUGGCUCAGUUGGUUGAAACUACUUAUUGAAACGGGUCCCUGGAGGACCACAACCCUGCAGAGUUUAGCUCCGACUCUUAACUGAACACACCUCAGUCUGGGGCUUAAUUUCUUGAAAACUAAAGAUCUGAAAGAAGAGAGUGAAGAACUGAAUGAAAUACAGGGUAAAAAUCAGUGUAAGAAACAUGAUUUCAUAAAUGGACAAAACUCAUUUAAUUGCUCACAGAUUGCAAAGACUUUGUCACGAGAAAGAGAUCAAAAUACUGGAACUAGAUGUCAUUUCACCUGCCAUCAAUGUGGAAAGAGUUUCAAUCAAAAAAGAUACCUCAAAAACCACAUGACAAUACACACAGGAGAAAAGCCUUUCACCUGCCAACAGUGUGGAAAGAGUUUCGAUCAACAAGGAAAACUUCAAGUUCAUCUGAGAAGUCACAUCGGAGAGAAGCCUUUCACCUGCCAACAGUCUGGAAAGAGUUACAAUCAAAAAAGAUACCUCAAAAACCACAUGACAAUACACACAGGAGAAAAGUCUUUCAUCUGCCAUCAGUGUGGAAUUAGUUACUCUAAAAAGGGAAACUUUAAAAGGCACAUGAUGGUUCACACUGGAGAGAAGCCUUUCACCUGCCCUCAAUGUGGAAAUAGUUUUACUCAUAAAAGCACUUUGAAGGUUCACAUGGCAAUUCACACAGGAAAGAAGCCUUAUACCUGCAAACUGUGUGGGAAUAGUUUCAUUGAAAAAGGAAGCCUCGGAAGGCACAUGAGGAUCCACACCGGAGAGAAGCCUUACACUUGCUCUCAGUGUGGAAAGAGUUUCAAUCGAAGUGGAAACUUUAACAGGCACAAGAGAGUUCACACUGGAGAGAAGCAGGGACGGAGCCAGGGGAUGGCCAGGGGUGUUCAUGGCCACCACUGAUGAAAGCAUGGCCAAUCCACUCAGAACUGCAGUUUUUGUCCCUUUUUUUUGUUACCAAGAAAUGCGUGAGAAUUUUCAGAAGCCCACUUCAUCUUCACCUCAGCGUCAGGGACGAGUCAAACGAGCUACAAAAAAAGCUACAGCAGCCUACAAAUCAGCUUAAGUAGAACAACUGUGAACUUUGGUCUGAUGAGCUGUUGUAAGACAAGCCUAUAUGUCAAUAAAACACACUUUCCUGUCCCAUAA